Messenger RNA from Carlito syrichta (Philippine tarsier), 633 nucleotides. Its product is annotated as targeting protein for Xklp2-like. Gene Ontology annotation, biological process: regulation of mitotic spindle organization; activation of protein kinase activity. Gene Ontology annotation, cellular component: microtubule; spindle. Lineage: Eukaryota; Metazoa; Chordata; Mammalia; Primates; Tarsiidae. The record is from RefSeq and is a predicted model, not a curated record. The transcript has 4 exons. The annotation marks the transcript as partial.
GAAGAGGAUGAACUGGUAGUGAUAAGAGCUCAACCUUUGCCACAUUAUGGAGUGCCUUUUAAGCCCCAAAUUCCAGAGACAAGAACUGUGGAAGUAUGCCCGUUCUCCUUUGAUUCUCGAGACAAAGAACGUCAGUUGCAGAAGGAAAAGAAAAUAAAAGAACUGCAGAAAGGGGAGAUGCCCAAGUUCAAGGCUCUUCCCUUGCCUCAUUUUGACACCAUUAAUCUGCCAAAGAAGAAGGUAAAGCAUGUGACCCAGAUUGAGCCUUUCUGCCUGGAGACCGACAAGAGAGGUGCUGUGAAGGCACAGACAUGGAAGUACCAGCUGGAGGAAAAACGUAAACAGCAGAAAGAAGCGGCUUGCUUCAAGGCACGUCCAAACACCGUCAUCUCCCAAGAGCCCUUUGUUCCCAAGAAGGAGAAGAAAUCAGUUGCUGAGGGCCUUUCUGGUUCUCUAGUUCAGGAACCUUUCCAGCUGGCUACUGAGAAGAGAGCCAAAGAGCGGCAGGAGCUGGAGAGGAGAAUGGCUGAAGUGGAAGCCCAGAAAGCACAGCUACUGGAGGAGGCCAGGCAGCAGGAGGAAGAGCAGAAGAAGGAGGAGCUGACCAAGCUGCGGCGAGAACUGGUAACCUGA